Onychostruthus taczanowskii (white-rumped snowfinch) is the source of this 4644-nucleotide messenger RNA. Its product is annotated as cytochrome c oxidase assembly protein COX16 homolog, mitochondrial. Gene Ontology annotation, cellular component: mitochondrial inner membrane. The coding region runs from base 63 to 380 and encodes 105 amino acids. The transcript has 4 exons. The record is from RefSeq and is a predicted model, not a curated record. Gene Ontology annotation, biological process: mitochondrial respiratory chain complex IV assembly. Lineage: Eukaryota; Metazoa; Chordata; Aves; Passeriformes; Passeridae.
AAGCGCCGGGGCCGGGCCGGAGGCGGGAGGGCGGCGACGGGCCCGUGGGGCGGGAGCGGGGAAUGGAGAAGCUGCGGCGGCUGUGGAGGGGCCGCACGAUGACCUUCGGGGUGCCCCUGCUGCUCUAUCUCAUUGGAGGAUCUUUUGGACUCCGUGAAUUUGCUCAGAUAAGAUACGAUGUUCACGAACUACAUGGCAAGGUUGAUCCAGCUUUGAAGGAAAAAUUAAAACAGAAUCCUGUGACAUUGGAAUCUGAAUAUGAGAAGCUGGAAAAAUCCAACUUGGAUAACUGGGAGAACAUCAGAGGACCCAGUCUGUGGGAAGAUUCCAGGACGGUUCAGAAACAACGGCGGGAGGCUCUCCGUCUCAAGACUGAGUGACUGAGAAAGCUGCCUUUGCUGCCUCUGGAAAAAAAGUCAAAAAAAUCUCAGGCUGGACUGUCUUAAUUUUUAAUCCAGUGUCAGGAAGAGAUAUGGGAGCAUUUGCACUGUACAAUUCAGGUGGUGUAUAUAUAAGUAACUGUGAGAUCAGAACAAAAGGCACUGUAUUAUAUGAAGCUCUUUGUUUGCAUCCAUUACAUCCAGGCUGUAUAUGUGAAUUUUCAAUUUAAAAAAGCUGAUUAUUCUACUGAGACUAUCCCAUUGUUUUUCAGUCUCUAACAUUCAAAACUGCUUCAGCAAGGAAUAACAUUUCAAGAGUCACUUGUCAGUACCAGAAGUUGUCAUCCUAAUGAGAACAACAGUGCUGUCAUCUAGAUAUGUGUGACCAGAUAAGUGCUGCUUCAGGGAGCCCCUGCAUGACUUCAGGCCCUUUAGCUUGGAAGGGACUCUACAGGCAUAUCAGCUGUUCAGAACAAUGAGUCCAAUUUUGGCUAAAUAAUACUCUUGUGUUUAAUUUCCAGGGACUGCAUAAAGGCAUGUACUGAGUGUCAGCUGAUAAUUGGUCAAAUAACAUUUGUUUAGAGGUGAUUAAAUUUCUGUGAUUAGUUUAUCAAUACCUUCAUGCAGGCUGGACCUCUGCUCUGGAACCUCUCAGUUUAAAUUGGAAGAACUCUUCCUUGCAAAGAGCUGUGCUGCUUCUCUGUGAGUAAAUACUGUAGCAGAAUCUUCUUGAACCAUUACACAGUGGCAAAGCUCAUCUUACAGGUGUAUUUGUGCAUGUGCAUAGAAGUCUUUUAUGUUCCAAUCAAUUUUUCUGAAAUGCUUUUCUUUUUAUAUUUGUCUUUGUGUGCUAAAUCUUUGCUGUUAGAGGACAUUGUGCUAACAUUCAGGACCCUUCUGCAGAGGGAGUCCAAUGAAGAAGCACCUUCUCAAUUUUUCAAGUGAAAUUAAGCUUUUGAUAAGGUGUUGCAAUAGACUUGUGAAACUCCUCAUCAGAGGAAUGGAGCAAUAGAAUACGUAUUAACAGCAGAGUCUCAUUUCAAAACUCUCAGUGACACCUAUUUGUAAAUCCUUUUGGAACUGUCUUUGGAAAAAGUGUUGCCUCACUCCCCUCUGCAGGAUGUGUCAAUUGCAAUCUGAAUGUCCUUUUGGACACUUUUUUUAGGGUAGCCUCCUCAUGUAGAUCUUCUCUCAGCACUUCAUUUUCUUUAGACUGACAGUGGUGAGGCCCAGUCUUUCACUCAGGAGGAAGAAUUAACAUUGAUUUUUAGGGAGUGACAAAGGAAUUCAUAAAGCAUCACAUGAAAUAUCUUAGGCGUGUUUUGUACAUGUUUUCUUCUGAUAGAGUUGUGAAAACCAUCAGAAAAUGGUGGAUGAAAUCUGGAACAAGGUUGGAGCUGUGUGUUAGUGUAUUUCCCUGUUCAAUGUCAUAGAUAUCUCUGCUUCUAAAUCAAGUAUGAACAAAUUAAACCACCCAGGAGAGGAAUAACAGGAACAAUGCAAAAGUAGGCAAUAAUAAAUGCUAUAGGGAAACCAGUGAAAAGCUAAAAUACAGAGGCAUUAAGCUGUGCUCGACCUAGACAAGGAGGAAAAGGAGGAAAUUGCUUUAAUUGUUGUGUCAUUCGGCAAAUAAAAUAUAAAUAUGACAACUAAUGAGUAAUUAAUACUGCGUAACUUGUUAAGAACUUUUUCAGCUCUUAAAUUCAAGUUCAGGUGCAGUUCCACUGACUGGAAGAUUGACCGUGCAAAGGACAUCAGAGCUUUGGCUCUCCUGACAGCAUUCUCUCAGUUAGGACUCUUGCUGCAUCACUGCUAAUGUUACAGUGAGAGCUAGACCACUGGAAAUGUGUCUUUGCAUUCCCCACUGGUGUGGACUCUGCAAAUUCACUGCCUUUUUGAGAGGAUGCACAUCUUCCUUUUCCCUGCUUUGAUUGAAGAUGGGAAGCUGCCACUGCUUUGCAUAUGGAGAGGCGUGCUCAGUUCCCAGGCUUGCAUGAUAGCUCACAAUAUGGACCAGCACUGCUCCUGAAAUAAACACAUGGAUUUCUAAGAACAGCAUGUGGAGGAGAAACAGCCCCUUUCUCCAUGUGAAGAAGCAAAGAUAUUUCUCUUACAUGAAGCCCUUAUCCGUUUUCUUGAUGAAUAAAACACUCACUGAAAUAUCCUGUGUAUUUUUAGUAAUUUGAUAUUAUGCAAAGACUGUUUUGGGAAUGGUCAUCUUAUUUCAGCAGAUUUGGAAUGUAGUUGUAAAUAAUUACUUACGUGGAACAAUUUAUUAUGUCCUUAGGCCCCAAUCUUAGUUGAUUGUUUGCUUGUUGUGGGGUUCCCUCGCCUUUCCGUUUUCUUAGGCACUAAAUGUUCCUAAGAGCAUAUGUGUAACUACCUUUUUGAAGUGGCCUCUCUGGAAAGCAAUGGAUUUAUCUUAGCAUCUCUGAGAAAAAAUUAUAUGCAGUUGGAAAACUUGCAUAUAAACUUUCCAACUUGUCCUUCUCUUCAGCUUACAUUUUAGAAGACAGCCUAUAUCUGUCGAUUGUCCACUAAAAUAAAAACCCACCAUGUUUUUAAUGAUGACUUAUUUUAAUAAUUUUUUAAUGUUGAUUCUUUUAUGAAUUAUAAAAAAUGCUAAACCAAUAAUAGCUGGUACAGAAGCUGUACUUUUCACAAAAUGGGAAGGGCUAUUCCAGCAAUUCAUCUUUAUUGCCAUGCACUUGAACAAUGGCUUGAUGUUUUAUGCUGUGCUUUUCUUACCCAUUGAAUUGGAAAUAAUACUUUUGAAAGGCAUGUUGAGAGCCAAUUAAGUCUCUUAAGUUGUCAUGCAACCUAGAGUAGAAGGCACUCCAGAAAUGUGGAGAAUUAUAGUUCAUAACAGCAGCAGGAGAGGCAAAUUUCAAUUAGUUCAGAACUCAUGCUCAGUUUGGCUGCUUAUUUGAACUAUCCUUUUGAAAGCCAGUUAGAGCACUUCUAGUUAUCUUUAAGGCUCCUGAAGACAACUUUGUUCAGCUCCUGAAUCAUAAUUCUAAACAUCUGUGAGUGGAGGGAGUCAGAGGUAAUUAAGUACAAUUGUCAGUCUGAGACAUUAAUUGACAUUUUUGCAUCUUCUUUGGUAACUGGCAUCCACAGAUCUGAGGAGAAUGAAAGCAAGGCUUUAGUGAGAGGUGUUCAGUAUUAUCAAGGUAAAAGAGAGGACUGAAGAAGCCAUAUCUUCUAAUCAGUGUUGCUGAAAUUAGAAAUAAAACAAGCAAGCCUGGCUAGGUGUGUACGUGGGUUGAAAAAUCAGUUUCAAAAUCCCUGUUCUGACAGUCAAGGAGAGGUGUUUAUCUCUCUCAUCAGCAAGCUUGGUCUUUGGGAUCUUCCAUAACAAGAAAAGCAGCAGGACAUGGAAUUGGAGGAAAUCUGGGGCACCUGUCUCCAGGGUCAGAUGUGGGUAUCUGCCUGGAUGGUUCCUGGUGGCAGCUGUCUGCAGCCCAAAAUGCUGCCCAGACCUCUGUGUGAGAUGUGACCUGUGGAUCCUGCUUAUUGAGAGUUGUUUUCCUACUGUACUUUGAAUGGGCAGAUGCGUGGGUGACCCAAAAUGCUCACUACCUCAGCUCAGAGAUAUUAACAGAUAAAGGAGAACCUUAGGAAAAGCUGUAGCUGCUGUGGUGCCAAAAGCUCUCAAAACUACUGAAUAGCACAGCAGUUGAAUUUUGAAGUUCCUAGAUACAUCUGGAGGAGCAGUUGGAUGUUAAAAACUUACUGAAUUAGAAUGCAGAGAGCAAUCUUGCUCACAGUGAUCUUCCAAGGUCUUGAGAAAGGGUCUUGUACCCAAAAAAAGAUACAUUAUGGUGUAAUAAGACAUGAGUGAUGGGAAUUGUAGAUCAGAAUAUAGAAUGCAAAAACUUCUGAAAAGCAACUUAAGUCUAUCCCAUCAUCAGCUGGGGACCAGUCCCAAAAAGCAGAGAAAGAAAUCCAUUUCUUCACAGAGAAGCAGCAAUUUAGAGAGAUUUGAAGGUCAGUGUUCAUUGGAUGUUUUACGUGGACACUUUGAGUUUCACUGUGCUUGCCUGUGUCUGGAUGAAACUCAAAACAAUAGUUUUCACUGUGUGAAAUAACUACACAGACCCUUGUACUUGAUGAUUUUGCAUUUGCUCUGACUUGCUAUAUUUGCAUUUCCAGCUUGAAUCCAGGGCAAGUUUCAUUUUAUAUUCUGUAUUUUCCAGAGGCACUUAUUUCUGCAAUAAAUGGGAAAGCCUAAUGUUAUCCUUUGCUAUAAACUGUGUCCACU